Gopherus evgoodei (Goodes thornscrub tortoise) is the source of this 3059-nucleotide messenger RNA. It is a transcript of the gene CEP55, whose product is annotated as centrosomal protein 55. Lineage: Eukaryota; Metazoa; Chordata; Testudines; Testudinidae. The transcript is spliced from 11 exons. Bases 693 to 2090 code for a protein of 465 amino acids. Gene Ontology annotation, biological process: regulation of phosphatidylinositol 3-kinase/protein kinase B signal transduction; mitotic cytokinesis. The record is from RefSeq and is a predicted model, not a curated record.
CAACUCUCUCCCCUGCUCCAUUCCAGCCCCUCCCAAGUUCUCCUUCCGCCUCAGUCCCUUGCUUCCCUUCCCCCUCCUCUCCUCAACCUCGCCCACCCCAAGCCCCCCGCACCUUCCCCCUCCCCUCAACGCUGUCUGACCCUUUAGCGACCCGGUAGCUCGCUUCCGGUAGUGAGGUUCCUGAGCGGAAAUGACGUUGACGGAGCCACAGGAUUCAAACUCCCGGAAGCGGAGGAGUGGUUGAGUGGAGGGGGAUUUAUAGCGGUAUCCUUGCUGCUGCCGCUGCCCAGAGCUAAGAUGUGAAAACAUUAUUUAAACUUGAAGCACCGCCUCUGUCUAAUCCCUGGAAGGAACUUCUUGUCUGUCCACUCCAAAGCCUCUUGGCUCCUUUGAGUGAGGAGGAUCUCUGCUACUCCAAAACCCAUCAGAAUGGUUCUAGGUCAUAUACUGGGCCUGCGCCAUUAAGUACCUUAAAGAGAAGAAGGGAAGACCUUGAAUUUCACUGGAUAUUCAAUGGGAAACCAGUGUAAGGAGCGAAGACAGUUUUGUGUGCACGGUAACCUGAGGUGUUGCUGAGGCAACAUGCUGAAGUGUUCUAUAGCCGCUGAAGUUUUCUAAGGGCUAAUGGUGCCAUCCCCAGGUAUACUCCAUUGCUGCACUCCAGAUUGGAUGUGACAAAGAACGCUUGGAGGAUGACAUCAAAGGCCACCAAAGAUAUAAUUACUGGCAAGUGGGGAUUCAAAUCUAGUAACUCCAAAUCUGAGACUGAGUUGGAGAAGUAUAAAAAAGAGAAUGCAGCCCUCAAAAAGUCAAUGGAGGAAAUUAUUAAAGGGAAAAGCAAAAUGACAGAUACUGAAAGGAAUAGACUUUUAGAGAAAAUACUUGCCCUUGAAACUGAAAAGGAAAAAUAUAUCUGUCGACUUGGGGAGAAGGAAAAAGAAAUCCAAAGCCUACAAGACAAGCUUAAAACCAGAAAUAAAAGUAGUGAUGUCACUUCACUACUUGGUCAACUUGAAGAGAAAACAAAGGAAGCAGAGAGGAGAGAACAACUACUUAAUUCCCUGUCAGAAGAGAUGGACCAUUUGAAGCAUAAUUUAUCUACAGUUACUGCAAGAUGCUCUGAACUCGAAAGCCGAGCCAGCACCUUCCAGUUGUCCCAGAAAGCUGUAAUGAACUGCACUGCAUCACCAAGUAAUCUUAAUGAAGUUGAAAAACAAUUGAAAGAUGCUCUGGAGAAAAACCAGCAGUGGCUGUUAUAUGACCAGCAGCGAGAGGCAUAUGUCAUGGGACUGUUGGCAAGGAUUUUUGAACUUGAGCAGCAGCUAGAAACAGUUAACCAACAGCAGGCAAAAGAGGCCACUGCAGAAGGUUACCUUCAAGAAGAAAAACAAAAAUAUUAUGAUCAGCUUUUACUGACUGCCAAGAAUGAUCUUGACACUGAAAGGCAAACUGUAACCCAGCUGAGAUCUGAACUUAAUGAAUUCAAAAAGAAAUAUGAAGAAACAAAACGAGAAGUAAUGAGUUUAAAUAGCUUAUUGCAGUCGCAAAACAAUGUUGCUAUGCAGGCUCUAGAAAAUGAAAAUAAAAUCAAAGGAGAUAAGAUACAGAGGUUAAAGGAAGAGAAUGAAACUACCAGAGAAAAGCUCAAAGAAGAAAAGAAGAAGACUGAAGAUCUCUUAUCUCAGGUCCAAUUUUUUCAUAAAUCUUUGUUAAAACGACAAGAAGAACACACCAGGAUAGCUUUGUUGGAACAACAGAUCCAAAUGUGUACUGCAGAUUUUGAGAAUGAAAAGCUUGAUCGCCAGAAGUUGCAGCAUCAGUUGAAUAAAGUUCUUAAGGAGCUACGCAAGGCAAGGGAGCAAAUAACACGACUGGAGCCCUUGAAACUCCAAGAAUUUGGACAUACAGAGCCAUCAAACGGUUUGCAAGCGGCAUUUGAAGAUAUGUUGACAAUAAAAGACAAAAAUCCCUCACUGAAACGUUCAAAUCUACUUGAUGAAAGCUUCCUUGAGUGUCCCAAAUGUAAAGUACAGUAUCCAACAAGCCAGCAUAGAGAGUUACUAGCUCAUAUUGAUUUCUGUGCAGAUUAAGCUCCAAAUGGAAUUGCAUAUGUAUACUGCAUUUUAAAUGCAGCCAGGAUUCUAUCCUACAAAAGGAAAAAAUGGCUUUUUAACUCCUUUUCUUUUUUUAAGGUUGUAUAAAAGACUAGCACAUUAGUUUCAUAUUCCAAUUUAACAAGAAUGGAAAAUUAUUGUAAUUUAUUUGGCUUUGUAUAAAUAUUUCACUCAGCAUUUUUGUGAAAAGUUAUCUGGAACCACAAGUUCAGUGAAUGAGAAUUUAUCAGAAAUAGGAAUAUUUUAAAAUGGUAAACUACUGACUUUGUUUUUGCACUAUUAAAGCUAUGUAUUGGGCCCAGUAGAAAUAACAGCUAACUCCCAUAAACCGUCUUCCUCUGUUUCCCAUACCCAGCUACCUUGCUCCACAUAAACAGGCCUCAAAAUGAAGAGUGACAUACUUCUAGAUCCUUAUAGCUAGAACCACCAUAACUGAGAAUAGCUCUAUACAUUUGGUUUUGGCCUAAUACAAUAGUUGCAUUCCACUAGAGAAUAGGUUCAACAUCUUGAUACCGUAAACUGUUUUGCAAGAGGAGUUAAGAUGUUUUUUCCUACUGAUGGGUGCUGUUUUCAAUGUGUGUCUCACUCAGCACUCGCUCCCUUGUAUCAAACAAUCUAGCAUGAGCUAAGGCUGUUAUGGAAAUGGUGGUCAGUGAGCAAACUCUUCUCAAACCAAUAUUAAAUGUGGAAAACAAAUUUCUUCCCAGCAAAUAUUAGUCUACUGAAAAAUUGGAAGCCCCAGUUUCAGAGAGCAACCAGGCACCUUUUUAGAAGCUGAAAUAUCAGUUAUGUUGAAGCACACUCCUGUUUGCACUUCUAUAUCCUACUUCUUAAAGUUGGGAAAUGUAACUUACCAGAAAACCUGUUUUACUUCUCUGCGGGUUUUAAGAGUCCCUAUUUUGCAAAUGGAAUAUUAAUAAAAUGCAGUUGGGUUUCUCAUUCUGA